UAUGCAUAUAUAUAUAUAUAUAAUUCGUAGGUGUCUUAACGAAUAGUGGCCACUAUGCAUUAUAUUUUAUCUUGUUUAUCGUCCAGUUUAUCUAUAUAUAGACUCACUUAACGCUUCCUCUUUAGUCGCAGCUUCCACUGUCGAACUAGGUCCCUCCCCAGCCUCCUACUACUAAUAUUUCCUAAUUUCAUUCGACCUAAAAUCCCUCACUAUGGCUUGUAAGGCAUUACUAUUAUUUUUUGUGCUCACAUUUCUACUGGUAACUGGAAUAGAAGGGAGGGUAGUUCGGGUUUCGAACAAUAAAGAUGCUGAAAGCGAAGAUCUUUUGCAACGGUUAGGAUACAAUGUUUCCGAACUAAAGCGUCUUGGAGAGAUUUCAGCACGAAGUGAAAUAAACAGAUUUUCUCCAGGAGGGCCAGAUCCUCAACAUCACUCCUAUCCUUUGUCUUCAAACCCAUGAUUUGAACAGAGUUUGUGUUGCACUCUUGUCAUGUAUAUUAUUAUUUUCAUUA
Messenger RNA from Brassica napus (rape), 512 nucleotides. RefSeq names its product CLAVATA3/ESR (CLE)-related protein 7-like. The record is from RefSeq and is a predicted model, not a curated record. Lineage: Eukaryota; Viridiplantae; Streptophyta; Magnoliopsida; Brassicales; Brassicaceae. Bases 212 to 460 code for a protein of 82 amino acids. The transcript has a single exon.